Gymnodraco acuticeps is the source of this 1164-nucleotide messenger RNA. RefSeq names its product calumenin a (gene calua). Bases 1 to 945 code for a protein of 314 amino acids. The record is from RefSeq and is a predicted model, not a curated record. Gene Ontology annotation, cellular component: endoplasmic reticulum. The transcript is spliced from 6 exons. Gene Ontology annotation, molecular function: calcium ion binding. Lineage: Eukaryota; Metazoa; Chordata; Actinopteri; Perciformes; Bathydraconidae.
AUGAUCCAGGCACUGCUGAUGUGCUUUGUGCUGUGCGUGGUGUCAGGCAGCAGUAAACCCACUGAGAGAAAGAGUCGGAUCCACGAUGAAGACCCUCUCAGCCGUCUGGAGCAUGACGACAACAAAAACUACGACUACGACCACGAGGCCUUCCUGGGCGAGGAGGAGGCCAGAGCCUUCGAGCAGCUGCCGGCCGAGGAGAGCCGGCGCCGGCUGGGCAUCAUGGUGGAUAAGAUGGACAGUAACACAGACGGGUUUAUCUCUGAGGAGGAGCUGAAGAACUGGAUCCGGAUCUCUCAGAGGAGGCAGAUUGUGGACAGCGUGGAUCAGCAGUGGAAAGACUUCGAUCUAAACCAGGACGACCAGAUCAGCUGGGAGGAGUACAAGAACACCACCUACGGGAGCUACCUGGAGGACCCUCAGACCGACACAGAGUUUAAUUACGUUCACAUGAUGGCGAGGGACGAGCGGCGCUUCAAAGCCGCCGACACCAACGGAGACCUGAUCGCUGACAGGAAGGAGUUCACCGCCUUCCUGCACCCCGAGGACCACAAGCACAUGAAGGACAUCGUGGUGCAGGAAACGAUGGAGGACAUCGAUAAGAACGGAGACGGCUUCAUCGACCUGAAGGAGUACAUCGGAGACAUGUUCACCUCAGAGGACGGCGAGGACGAGCCGGACUGGGUGGCGUCGGAGCGUCAGCAGUUCUCAGAGUUCAGAGACAAGAACGGUGAUGGGAAGAUGGACCAGGAGGAGACUCUGGACUGGAUCCUGCCGUCGGACUACGACCACGCUGAGGCCGAGGCCAAGCACCUUCUGCACGAAUCCGACGCCAACCAGGACGGGAAGCUAACCAGAGACGAGAUCCUGAGUAAGUUUGAGGUGUUCGUCGGCAGUCAGGUGACGGACUUCGGGGAGGCGUUACUGCGACACGACGAGUUCUAGAGGCCAGUCGCAAUACAAACACAAUCAUUUAUUUUUUAAAGCUGGUCAAACUAAAAACGCUGUGGAUUCAUAGAUUUAUAAUGAUAUUUGAUGUUUUAUAAUAUUUCCUUCUCUGGGGAUGUUUAUAUCCAGGUCUCGUUCAGAGUUCAGGUGAUGAGGUCAGAGGAUGUGUAAAUACAGAUAUUUUCUGAUUCAAUAAAGUCUUUCUUCACAUAUAAA